This is a messenger RNA of Mucor velutinosus, 3243 nucleotides long. RefSeq lists its product as uncharacterized. The record is from RefSeq and is a predicted model, not a curated record. The coding region runs from base 1 to 3243 and encodes 1080 amino acids. The transcript has 5 exons. Lineage: Eukaryota; Fungi; Mucoromycota; Mucoromycetes; Mucorales; Mucoraceae.
AUGGCAACGAAAGAGGAUAGAUAUCCCAAGGAACACAAGCCUUUCCCUAAUGAUAAACCUAUAUCCUCUUCUCAAGGCAGCAGCAGCAUGAGCAACAAUGGCACCGGCAGCAGCAGCGGCAAGCAGCAUCCCGACUUUAAAGACGCAUUGAAGAGCACCAUCAGUCGACACAUGAAGGGAUUUCGAGCUACCAAUGUCAUUACUUACAAACGUUUUCGAGACAAAAGCACAUGGCAAAGACCUGGCGAGUUUGCUGAACUUGUGGCAACCGACGAUGAAGAUGCAUUUACAGCUGAUCCAAAGGAAGCAUGGCCUAUUAUGCAAGACAUGAACAUUGAUAUACCAGUCAGAGAGUUGACCAAACAGCACCGUGUAGUCGACCGUAACUGGACAGUGCCUGUGUCCAACAAAAAGUUCAAGCAGCCCGAGCCCAUCUAUCCACAAAGCACCGGUGUUAAAUUGAGAAAUGUGGAGGACAUUAUGAACGAUUACAGCAAGAAGGCACCACCUCAAGCAACAUCAAAUACGCCCUCGCUGUCAUUGUCAGCAUCUUCUAAUGCGAACAAAUCUCUGACACCAACGACAAAUUCAAUACCACGCGUUGCAGAUAAAAGCCAACGCCCACUUCAAUUGAUUCCCGAUAAGAUCAAAGGUGUUUUACAGAAUUUGACUGAUACAAGACGAAAGCCAACCUCAUCAGCCAGUACUACACCUGCCAAGAGCCUUGGAAACACGCCCUCGAGUAACACACCUCUUAAAUCAACUGCAUUGAAAUCAUCUACCAUCACUCCUCAGGAUCCAAAAAUCAAAAAACAAACAGCACAUCCAAUCACCACCACAACCAUCACAACUGCGAAAUCAGCUAAUACACAAAGUCGACCUCGGGUUUCAUCCAAGACGAUACCGAUGGAGAAAGUGACACAAAUUGAAAAUAUACCAGAUCUUAUGGAGGCCCGCAAAUACCUAAUCAGUCCUGAUGAAGUGGAAUUUCGAAGCUUGUUGAGUUUGCAAGAAAUGCCCAAGAAUGCUCAAGUAAAGGAACGACCUCAACUAUACUUUCGUUUAUAUCCCAAACCCGAUGAAAACGACAUGUCCAAGGGCCUUAAACAACACAUUGCAUCAGUAAAUAAUAUCAAACCCAAGCAGGAAAGAGCAGCAUCAGCGUCGUCCACCAAAAAAAAUCAAGCGAAAGCUUCAACACAUUCUAAAAGUACAACAUCCACCACCACAGUCAACACUAAAGACACAUCAUUACCACCCUCGGAUUUAUCAACAAGAUCUGCUGGUAAAUCUAAUAGCAAAAAGAAAUCGCAGAGCGAUCAUAGCCAGGCGCCAAUACGUACAUCCACCACCACCACGACAAAAAGCAAACAGCCCAUCCAUGUUAAGGAGGAAGGAGAGGAGGCUACCGCUAUCAAAUCUGAAAAGCAAGUCUAUCCUAGUUCUGUAUCUGCUGAAUUCUUGAGAUCAACAAAGAUCCCCAAACGCAACAACAGCAUUAACAAAUCAUCAUUCUCAUCGCAUGAUAUAGAGUUGGAGGAAGGCGAAACAAUUAGUCCAUCGCCAUCACCUAUUCGUACGAAAUCUCGAUCAAGUCAUACAGGCAUGGAUGAUGAAGGCAGCGGAACCGAGCGUUCUACUGCCCCUGGGUCAGCUUCUCGAAAAUUAGCAACCACAGCAGUUGCGGCAUCCACAUCUACUCAACCAUCCACCUCCACCUCAACUACAACAAGUAAGCGUCGCGAUGAAGAGAAAUCUAGUCGUGAGCGUGAAAAGGGCCGUGAUCGUCAUCGUUCUGAAAGUGUCGGUUCUAGUAGAAGAGAUCGUAGCCAUCGCAGAAGUCGAUCUCGCUCACCUGUCAGUAAAAGCCAUCGUUCUGAUAGCAAGAGUCAACGACAAACCAGCUCUGAAUCAAGCCAUCGACGCCGAUCACCUGCUGUUCGUUCAGAAAGAGAAUCCAGUCGUACUGAAAAAGAGGGUAUUGCUUCGAUUGCUGCAGUUAAUACCAGCUCCCGCACUGACAAGGAGACAUCGCGAUCAGACCGGGAAUCAUCACGCCCUGAGAAAGAGACAUCAUCUACUAACAUCAGCCGAUCAGAAAGAACAAACAGGGAACGGGAAUCGUCUGGUAGAGAGCCAAAACGCAAAUCAGUCCAUGACGCUGCUGACAGUAGAUCAAGUGUCAGCGAACCACCCACAAAGCGGCUUGCAACCACUAAAACCAGCAGCAGUAGCAGCAGCAAGGAUGACAGCAAAUCUUCAUACACUAAUACUAAUACUACACCCACAACUAUAAUAGAAAAGGAUACCAAAUAUACCAGCAAUUCUAAUCCAGUGUCCAAUUCAUCAUUAUCCACUUCCAAAAAUGUCAAAAAGGCGACUGCUACUGUUACUACUCAAGUGGCAAGCACGCCCAAAUCAGUCUCUACGCCCUCUACAUCCUCCUCGAUAUCAAGUAGUACAGCCAUCACUGCCUCUCAUGUGCCUGAAAAGAUCAUAUCUGCUACAGCACCCAAUGCUGAAUCACCAGAGCAACUCAAGAUUUUCACCAUCAUGUUCAAGCAGCUGGCACAUGCAAAUAAGCGACGAGGCGAUAGCCAAAAAGACCCUGUGAUUGGGGUCAUCGACCAUUUCCACGCACUGUGUGAUUACAUGCUGAACUUUUAUUUUAUCGACAAGGUCAACACAAACGUUCCUUUCAAGCAGGCAUCUGUCGCAUGGAAGAGCCUGUUCCCAUUUUCUGACAGUCUAUUAUUGAAGCUGCAGGCCAAUCAUUUGAAUGAAUUGUACGGCUUAUGUGUUCGAUUGGUUGCACUGAUUCGAUAUUACAUUUAUAGUCGCAUGGAAAGCGCCACUCGACCAUUACUCACCAAGCACCUUAGCAGCAGUGGAAGUCAGGACUCGAACUAUACCGACCGUACUUGCAUUGAGAUGACAGAAGGGCUAUUGCGAGAGCAUGAAAAGGCAGAGAAAUGCUACAAGGAAUCCGAGAAAUACAUGACUUUUGGCAAGGUAGCAAGCCAAUUUCCAGGCACAUUCAAAGACGUGUGUAUAGAUGGUAACAUCUUGGCAGGCAUCACGCUAGGCGGCGAGGCAGGCGUAUCUGUUGGACCCAUGUUUCCCUUCACGCCCUACUCACCCUUGCACCAUGCAGCCAUUGUAUCCAAGUGUAUCCUCAAUGAAUAUGUAACAAAACACAACUUGAACUACUCUCCUAUUACCAAGCCAGAGGAGUUCAUGUAA